GCCAAUGCAAACAUUAUACACGUAUACAGCCCGUCUAACAAUUUUGAGCUUUUAUAUGGGUAUUCAAGAAUGACGACUAACCCGCUCAAAAAGGGCCGAUACUCCAAACUCGGCUGCGCCGAGUGCAAGCGCAGGAAGAUAAAGUGUGACGAGUCUAAGCCGGUAUGCUGGCAUUGCCAACGAUUAGAAAAAGAAUGUGUCUACCUCCCGCCUAAAUGGAAAAAUAAGGACAGAAGCCCGAGAACCCAGGAAGGGAAGGUCACAAAGACGACAUCUACGGAUGGAGAGUACUUGGAUAUAAAUCCUGUUAAAGACAUCAAUAAUGUAAAAGCAAGGCCUUCCAAAUCGCAGCGACAUCCAAGAAUAAAAACUGUUGUCAUGAAGGAUAAUGCUUUUCAAAAUUCUGCCGAUGGAAGUAGUCAGCUUGACGAAACGUCGAAAAAUUUUCUUACACUAUCACCAUCACUACUGAAUGCAGCUUCGAACAAUAGCGUAAUGAAUACAAUUGAAAUGAUAAUGAAUCCAGAAAGUUACAAGGACAGCACGUCAAUUAUGGGCCAGAGCUUAAACGAUCUAUUGACAACGCAACUCUCCCAAACGACUGGCCAGCUGAACAAUGCGACUGGGUUGACGGAUCCACAAGGUUCAUUUUCGUUUGUGAGCAACAAUAUUAACACGUCUCCAUUUUCCAUUUCGUCUCUUCUCUCUAAUGGAGAGUCUAACUCACCUACUAAAACUCACAAAAUACUCAAGUCAUCCAUCCCACACAGCACACUUUCAGAAUUCUCGCUACCAAGAACACACAUGGAAUACUUACGAUUGUUUUAUGAGGACUACUCUAAAGUGAUAAUGCCAUUUUGUCCGCUAGACGUACAGGAAAAUCACUCACUUUUUCCAGGUACUGGCUCAUCAGAAGGUCCAUCGCCUGUGCCUUCACUUUCAGCGUCCCCCUCUAAUGUGACUGGGGGUAUUGCAACAACAGUGAACAACUUGGGGGUGGGUAUAACUGCAUCAAUUGUGCCGAUAACAGCAACAACGGUGGUAGCACCAGCUUUGACCACAGCAUCUUCAAUACCUCCGAUAGCAGCGAGUGCUCCGAACAACAGGCAAAGUGGUGAUACUCAAGUAAAAGAGGUGUCUUUGAUUAACCCAGCAAGAGAUAUCAUUUUAUAUUAUGCACAGAAGGAAUCUUAUGUUUUGGCUGCUGUCUUAGCAUGUGGUGCGUUGACUGCGUAUAGACACAGUAAGUCAUUGACCGAUGAAGAACAGUAUUGCAGUUAUCUAUCGACAUGUAUGUCAUUGCUCGGACAGUCUCUCAAUGAUGAAGCAACACCAGAUAAGAGACAAAAGGGUAAAAUGGAAGGUAUGAUCAUCACAACAUUACUUUUGACAUCGUACAAUGCUUCAUCUAAUGUGGUCAAGUGGAGGCCCCAUUUGGAAACCGCUGGAAGAUUAUUGAUGCAUUCUGCAUACUAUCAAAACAAUGAUAAUACUGAUACAAUUGAAUUCGGCAAGGUGGAAAGAGAAACACUGGCAUUUUGUCGAUCAUGGUUUUUCAGCAUCGAGAUUAUCGCAGGUAUGUCAUCAAAUUGGGGCGGUACUAUGAAUGAUAGAGACUGGAAGGUAAUGGAAUUAUGGAUUGAAGAAGACUCCGACUUUUUGAGAGGAAUGAGGAUCAACUGGAAAAAUCCUAGUAUCGAUAAUGAAGGUGUUGACGAUUUCAAUUUAAUGCUAGGCUAUUCAGACAAACUUGCCAUAGUUCUAGGCCGUUUAUGCUGUGUAUUGAGGCGUGCCAGAUUGGGUGAAAAGCUGAAGUUGAGUGAGAUAAGUUGGUUUUUGACACAAUUGGAGUGUAAAGAAAUCAAGGAAUACUAUUUACUGUCUCAUACUGGGUAUUUAAACAAAGAUUUUCGACAUGAGCCUAGCCUUGGAAUUCCAGCGGAGGCAGUUGAAAAGUUUGAUGAUAUCGACUUGAAUGGUGACAUUGUAUAUGUAUCAUGGUGGGAUAUAUGCUACCAGGCUCAUAGAAUGUCAGGCAUCAUCCAUACAUUGACCAAGCUAUUCAUGUUGGAUCGAAACCAUUUUCUUGUGAUGAACGCGAUCGAGCAGACUGUGAACUUGCUCAAGUUCUUGAGAACCAAGAAGAAAAUCAAGUCGUACGCCUUGAUGAUGUUUCAGUUUUGUGUGUUUCUAGUUGGAAAGUGGACAACCGAGAUUGAACAUCGGUCUUUAGUGAGUAAGUAUUUCCGAGAUUUGCAUGAUUUUGGGACGAUCGCAGCACGGUACUCGAUGAAAAAGCUCGAGAGACUGUGGCGAAAUGAGGACGGCGACCAGGAAGAAGAGGACAUUAUCAACUACUGAGAGAGAGAAGAGUGUCAAUCCAGGCCCUUCAGGUAGUGAUAGUAUUUUUAGACAAUUUUGUAAAGUAGUAAUGACGGAAAAGUAACCUACAAGGUAGAGAACAUGAAAGAUAGCUUUAUCACGUG
Molecule: messenger RNA, 2486 nt
Organism: Pichia membranifaciens NRRL Y-2026
Lineage: Eukaryota; Fungi; Ascomycota; Pichiomycetes; Pichiales; Pichiaceae
Exons: 2
Coding region: 70-2361 (763 amino acids)
Biological process (GO): positive regulation of transcription by RNA polymerase II
Cellular component (GO): nucleus
Molecular function (GO): DNA-binding transcription factor activity, RNA polymerase II-specific; transcription cis-regulatory region binding; zinc ion binding
Source: RefSeq, a predicted model, not a curated record